UGUACGUGUUAUGUACGUUAUGGAAACAUGAACUACUACAUUAGUCAGUGGGCACAUGUGCGGCAAAACAUCGUAGUGACUUUUCACUCUGACCGCAUUUGUAGUCGUUUUCUAGUCAUUACGGUAAAAACGUAGGCUUGAGCGCGUGCGGCAGGUAUCAUAGCAACCACGCCAAACAGUGUGGAAGCUGAAGCCUGAGCAAUUUUAAAGAAACGCGAUCAUGUCAACACCGCGGGAACAAGAGGCAGCACAGUACCUCGAAAAUCACAAAAUCUUAGAACUAAUGAACAACUUAACCAGCAUGCUCAUCUAUCACAGACCAGAACACCCAAGGGAAUUCCUGGUUUCCCAACUUGAGCAACUGCAUGCUUCCAAGCUUCAGGCAGCUGAUAGUCCAUGUUUGUUUGAUGAUUCCAACCUGGAUGCAGUGUGUGGUAUCCUAGAUCCUACAAACCAAGGAUAUAUCUCUUACAACCUAUAUAGAGAGGCACUGAAGACAUUUGGAAUCGAACAUUUUAAUGAAUGUCCUGAGGGCCUUGGAAAUGACAGGAUAUCACAUGAGACAUUUAAAGAAGAGGCGAAGAAGUGUCUUAUGAAAAAUGCAGCAACUUUCCAGAUAACUGGAAAAGCUACAAUCCUUUAGACUGAACUCUGCCACAUACAGUAGAUGUUGGGAUCACAGCCCAAACCUGAUUUUCUAGUACAGGCCGAACAAAGUUCCUGUGCAUGACGUCAUAUCUUUUUGGGUUUCUGCUGGGUUUUUUUGGUUUGCCCCCACCUCCCAAAAUAUGCUAAAGUGUCCCUAUAGAUUUGAAAGAGUGUGUGUGCAUGGUCCCCUGUGAUUGAGUUUGGUCUCCUCAAGGGUGUAUUCCUGCCGCUGUCCCAGAGUUCCCAUGAUGGAAGAUAAGGAUCCACCACCCCCCACCACCCAAAUACUUUUUUGUUAUAUUUUUAUUAUGUAUUUCAAUAAACAUGAAUUCUGUUCACUACUGA
This is a messenger RNA of Tachysurus fulvidraco (yellow catfish), 993 nucleotides long. It is a transcript of the gene efcab10, whose product is annotated as EF-hand calcium-binding domain-containing protein 10. NCBI's taxonomy places the organism in Eukaryota, Metazoa, Chordata, Actinopteri, Siluriformes, Bagridae. The record is from RefSeq and is a predicted model, not a curated record. The coding region runs from base 221 to 643 and encodes 140 amino acids. The transcript is spliced from 5 exons.